Molecule: messenger RNA, 922 nt
Organism: Sorghum bicolor (sorghum)
Lineage: Eukaryota; Viridiplantae; Streptophyta; Magnoliopsida; Poales; Poaceae
Exons: 4
Coding region: 215-463 (82 amino acids)
Source: RefSeq, a predicted model, not a curated record
GCUGAAUCAUUGCUGGCCAGUCUGGCCGCGAGAGCUCUCUGUCCCUCUUUGAAAAGUCUCUCUCUCUCUCUCUCUUCUUGACUUGUAGCCGUCUCGGUCGUCUCGUCUGUCCUUGCGGCAUUGUUGGCCGCCUCGUGUCUUGCCAGCCGCGCCGGGAGAGGCUAGGCUAGCUAGGGGCCGGGGAAGACCGGAAGAGGCCGCCGGCAGAUCCGCCAUGAGCAGCGAUCAGAUGAGCGAUGUUCCUGGAGGCUACUUCGUAGGCCGUCCAUCCAACCACGCCGCCGACAAGACGGAAGAGCCACCGCACGCCGCCGGCGAGCAGAACCCGGCGACCGCGCAAACUCCUGGCGAUUACUUCGUUGGGCGUCCGGAGAGCCAUCACAAGCAGCAAACCACCACUAAGCACAGCACACCAAGCUUCUUGGCCAAAUGUUCACAACUCUACAUCGACGUUCUUGCGUAGCAACUGCCGACUGAUCAAUGCUUCCCGUAUCUAGCUAAUCUGUUUCCUUCUUCUCCGUCUCCGGGCUGCAGCUGUCCGUGCCUCGCCGGCGGUGGAGCUGCGGAAUAGAUCAAGCAGUGCCUCCUGCAGCCCUGCUAUGAACUGUGCACAGGAGGAUUGGAGUAAAUUUGGGAUGAGGCUCUACAAAUCAAAUCAAAUGUAUCUGAAUUGCAACUUGUUGUGCUCUGGAAGCUACUCUUGUUUGCUUUCCUCAUUGUUCCACUUUUGAUCACUUAUUUAUACACAUCCUUGUGCAUCCAUAACAUCGUCACGUAGUAGUUCAAAUAGAUCUAACCAGCUGAUUAAUUUAAUUAUUCUCUCCCCCCUUCAAACGAUAUGCUUUCAUUUCAAAAAAAAAUGUCAAUGUGUAAUUGUAUAUUACUAUUUACUUUGCUUGCGGCUAUUGUGAACUUGUAUGAA